Xyrichtys novacula (pearly razorfish) is the source of this 237-nucleotide messenger RNA. The record is from the annotation of a GenBank genome assembly. NCBI's taxonomy places the organism in Eukaryota, Metazoa, Chordata, Actinopteri, Labriformes, Labridae.
AUGGAGAAGUUUAAACAGACGGAGAGACUGAAGCUGAAACCGGAACCACAGAGGGGACCAGAACUGACGAGUCAUCAACGGGUCAUCAACGGGUCAUCAAUGAGUCAUCAACGGGUCAUCAACGGGUCAUCAACAGGUCAGCGUGUCAUCAACGAAGUCAACAACGAGUCAUCAACGAGUCAUCGACGGGUCAUCAAUGGGUCAUCAACAGGUCAGCGUGUCAUCAACGAGUCAUAG